ACUUCGCCGCCCAUGGUCUGCUGGUUUGUCAUCCGCAUCAUCGGCAUCAAAUUUAUUAUCGUCAGUCUGUCUGGUGAAGGAAGCAAAACAAAUUUUCUGCGAGUUUUUCUGGUAAAAUUGUGCAAAAAUGUCGACCGCAGUGGAACCAGCACGCGAAAAAGCAUUACAAGACUAUCGCAAAAAGUUGCUGGAGCACAAGGAAGUGGAAUCCCGGCUCAAGGAACUGAGGGAAUCCCUGAAAGAGCUGACCAAACAGUUUGAUAAAUCGGAGAAUGACCUGAAGGCACUGCAAAGCGUUGGGCAGAUCGUUGGAGAGGUGCUGAAACAGCUAACGGAGGACAAGUUCAUAGUUAAGGCCACCAAUGGGCCCCGAUACGUAGUUGGCUGCCGUCGCCAAUUGGACAAGACAAAGCUGAAGUCCGGAACUCGCGUUGCAUUGGACAUGACCACGUUGACGAUCAUGAGAUAUCUGCCCCGGGAGGUGGAUCCAUUAGUUUACAACAUGUCCCAUGAAGAUCCGGGAGAGGUGACAUACUCGGCCAUUGGAGGUUUGUCCGAGCAGAUCCGCGAGUUGCGUGAGGUCAUUGAAUUGCCUCUCCUCAAUCCGGAGUUGUUCCUGCGCGUGGGAAUUACCCCACCGAAAGGAUGUCUCCUUUACGGCCCACCUGGCACGGGUAAAACACUGCUGGCCCGAGCCGUUGCGUCCCAAUUGGAUGCCAACUUCCUGAAGGUGGUCUCGUCGGCUAUUGUCGACAAAUACAUCGGAGAAUCCGCUCGGCUGAUCCGAGAAAUGUUCAACUACGCCCGGGACCAUCAGCCGUGCAUUAUCUUCAUGGACGAAAUCGAUGCCAUCGGAGGGCGCCGUUUCUCCGAGGGAACCUCUGCGGAUCGUGAAAUUCAGCGCACUCUGAUGGAGCUGUUGAACCAGAUGGACGGCUUCGACUCGUUGGGGCAGGUCAAAAUGAUUAUGGCCACCAAUCGGCCGGAUACGUUGGAUCCCGCUCUGCUGCGUCCUGGACGUUUGGAUAGGAAAAUCGAAAUCCCACUGCCGAAUGAGCAAGCAAGAUUGGAAAUUCUGAAGAUUCACGCCGGUCCGAUAGCCAAGCACGGCGACAUCGAUUACGAAGCGGUUGUUAAGCUAUCCGACAACUUCAACGGAGCGGACUUGCGCAACGUGUGCACCGAAGCCGGAUUGUUUGCCAUUCGGGCCGAACGCGAGUACGUUAUUCAGGAGGACUUCAUGAAGGCCGUCCGGAAGGUGGCCGACAAUAAAAGACUGGAGAGCAAGCUGGACUACAAGCCGGUAUAAGCAGAAGCAGUGUUCAAACGUCAUCGCUUUGCGCAAGUAUAUUCAGUUUUUUUUUUCCUUUUACUUCAUAUAUAUUAUCCAAGUGUAACCAAUACUCUUAA
Aedes aegypti (yellow fever mosquito) is the source of this 1410-nucleotide messenger RNA. RefSeq names its product 26S proteasome regulatory subunit 10B (gene Rpt4). Gene Ontology annotation, molecular function: ATP hydrolysis activity; proteasome-activating activity; ATP binding. The transcript is spliced from 3 exons. The record is from RefSeq and is a predicted model, not a curated record. Gene Ontology annotation, cellular component: cytosolic proteasome complex; proteasome regulatory particle, base subcomplex. Lineage: Eukaryota; Metazoa; Arthropoda; Insecta; Diptera; Culicidae. Bases 128 to 1309 code for a protein of 393 amino acids. Gene Ontology annotation, biological process: positive regulation of RNA polymerase II transcription preinitiation complex assembly.